CUUUUGUCCUUAAAAUGAAGCUUGUUACUAUACUUUCUAUUUUCAUUAGCACUACAAUGGCUACUCGUCGUGUUUGCCGAUGCACGUACAAUAGUGAAUAUAGCUACGACGACACCGAAGCUACCUGCGCUCAAGUUGGAGGGACCAUGGCGUCAAAGUAUUGCGUAACUAAUCAUGCACAGCAGGACUGGAGCAAGAGGUGUGUAGAUCAAGGGAACUGCUGGAAGACAUCAGGGUAAAUAGGAGUUUUGUUGGUAUGUUUGGUAGCUGGAUGAUGUACAGAGGAAAGUAGGGAUAGAGCGGCCUGGCUGGGCCGAUUAGAUCAUGCAGAUCCAGCUAUAUUAAUGGCCUUCUUCAGCUGUUGCCUCUUAGUUACGGC
This is a messenger RNA of Colletotrichum navitas, 379 nucleotides long. RefSeq lists its product as uncharacterized. The transcript is spliced from 3 exons. The record is from RefSeq and is a predicted model, not a curated record. NCBI's taxonomy places the organism in Eukaryota, Fungi, Ascomycota, Sordariomycetes, Glomerellales, Glomerellaceae. Bases 15 to 239 code for a protein of 74 amino acids.